AUGUUAACAUACAUUGAACGAUGUGGAUGGUGUUCGUCCUUGGCGUCGUCGUCCACAAAAAAUCCCUCGAAUGUUGAUCAGUCAACAAAGCCUUGUCCAAUUCCAUCGUCAUCGCGUGCUUCAACAUCAAUGCUCUUGAAUAGGGAUAGUAUUUCUCUUCGUACCAAUUCCAUCUCGUCGUCUACAUGCUCAGACGAGAAAAGAAACAAAACAUCUACAACUCUUCGGCAUUCAUCAGGAGAACAAAGCAACGAUUAUUAUACAAAUAAACGUAUCGAAGAAUUACACGAACGGAUGGAUGAUAUACAACUAACAAAUUUUCUCAAAUUCAUCAAUCAUCAUUUGUCAUUGCGAAAAGAUCAUGAGCAACUUCAUAUCAAUGAUUUUAUCAAAGAUCUAUCCAAUGGACAUGUAUUAAUUGAUCUGAUCGAAAUUUUAUCUUCAAGCAAAUUCAAACGUGAACGCGGUCACACACGGUUUCAUUCGUUAACGAACGUGCAGAUCGUCCUAGAUUACUUAAAAUCACGUAUGCAACAUAUUAACAUUUCGCCACACGAAAUCGUUUCAGGAAACCGCAAACAAAUCCUCGCUCUACUAUGGAUCAUAAUGAAAACAUUCGAUUUUCCAGGCUUUCGCAUAACAAAUAAGAACUGUUUCGUAGAAAACACGCUACUAGGGUGUGGUCAAGAUCGCAGUGUCACUGUUAAAUGGUUGAACAGCAUCUUGAAUCAAAGUCUCAAUUCGAUUCAAGUCUAUAUCAAAGAUUUUUAUCUUCAAACAUGGAUUAAUGGUUAUUAUUUAUCGAUGAUCAUUAAAUAUUUAGUACCAUUGAGUAUAAAAUACUUAACGAUGAAAUGUUUCGAUUAUUUGAAACAGCUAGAAACUGCUCAUUCACAAGACAAACAACGAUUUUAUUUAUGUUUGACCAUUUCUAAUUAUUGUUUUGACACGUUGACAGCAAUCGACGAAAAAGAUCAAAGCGAACGAUGUUUGUUUCGAUAUUUUACUGAAUUACAACAGAAUAUACUCGCUAUUCUUAAAACGAAUCAUACUAGUAAAUUAUUACAAAGUAAUCCUUACACUAAACAAAUACUUGAUACAGUUAUUCAAACAAGCAUCUCAUCAACAGGACAAUCGACACAUGUAAUUAAUAAUAAUGAUCAAUAUUUGACUUGUAUUGAAGACGAUCAGCAGCAGCACAUUUCAACAGUUGGACAUAAAGAUUUACCGAUGAAUUCUCGAGGCCAAUCAGUGUUAUCAGCGGGUGGUCCUCGUGAAUCAACAAAUUUACGAACAGUAGAAAAACCUCGAUUAGUUAACGAUCAACGAGAACAGCAACAGCGUAAUAGCCGUGACUUGCCUACUGUGAACAGUCAUGAUAACAGAGUGGUUAUAAUAGCUGAAAAACAACUUUCACCUAAUGAUACUCCAGGGAAAUCAGACCAAUCGGUAUCGUUACCAGUUUCAAAUGAACACGAGAGCAAAUCGGACCAAUCAGUUGUUGCAUGCCAAAAUGUCGAACAAUCCACGUCAACAGUUGAACAGACUAAUCCUAUAAACGAGCAACAGACACAACUGAACGUCGAAAUAGAAGAUCAAUCUGAGAAUAAUGAAAACAUUGAAAAGGAAGUUUCAAUUCCUACAAAUGAAACAUUAGAUCAACCUGUUACAAUACUCGAUGAGCCACAAGAAAAUGAACAACCAUUGAACAUAGGUGAGCCUUCCAAUGAAAAUACUAAAGAAUCCGAUGAAACUGAAAAGUCUCCAAUCGUAUCAGAACAAGAGCAAAUUUCCUCAAACAUCACCCUUAAAUGCGAAGAAAUGCAACGAACUGACACAUCAAACAUAGACGAGAUAUUAUCUGCAGUAAACCAUGAAAACGUUGAACAACUUAUUGACAAUAAUUCGUCUGAUUAUGCAAAUGUUACCGUACGGGAAAGAUCACACGAAGAAUUUUUGUUAUUUAAUGAAAUACCUGAACCGGAAAUAACAGUAACAUCUGUUGCGACAGAUGUAGAAUCAAAACAACCUACAAUGGAAGAAUCAGCAUCGAUUAUCUUGUCAAACGAAAAAAGCGCAGAAAAAUUGAAUGAAAAUAACACAUCUGCUCCACUAACUGCCACCAAUGAACCAAUUCUGUCUACAGUGCCUAAGAAUAAAACUAAAAAACGUGUAAAAAAGAAAAUCGUUAAUGAAAUACCAACGAAAUUUAACGAACAACCAGCAAUUAAAGUUGAAGAAACGGAAGAUAACAAAUCUGACUGUGCACCUUCGACAAUCUCAUCAAUCAGCAAACCACAAGAUUAUAAACAAGCGGAAUUACAAGCGGUAACGAAUCUCAUUCCCAUCAUCAGAAAAGAAGAACAACCGAUCGUUGAUGAACCAAUCCAAAGUAUUGUUUCAAACUCUGUCAUUAUGAUUACAAAACAGUCGAACGAUGAAGUGAACAAAUCGACAGCAAUUAACAGUAAAAUAUCCAAUCAUAACGUGAAGAAACUUCCGCAAGUUGCAUCGUCAAAUAAAGAAAACCAUGAUUUUUCAACAUUCAACAAACAACCAGUCUCUGUUGUGAAAGAAUCUGAUCAACAUAAACUACCAAACGAGCAAGCAACAGGACACAAACGUGAUAGAUCUUUUGAUAUUAUCCACACGUCAUCAACAAAAGCAGACAGCGAACCAGUUCAACCAGCUGCUUCAAGUGACAAACAAGAGCAUGUUACAUUAUCAAAGAAACGGGUCAUUUCACCGAUAGUGUCACUCGAGAAAUCGGAACAAACUAUCGCGGCAAGUGAAGUAAUCGAUCAUGUACCAUUGAUGAGUACAAAUAAGAGAUCCGAACAAUCUGAAGCAUUACUCAAACGACAAGAACAGUCGGUCAAUUCACUUGAACAAGCAUGCACUCCGGCUGUAUUACGUACCGAGACAAAUAAGUUACCAUCUACAAAGAAAAAAUCUCGAGCAUCAAAUGCUAGAAAAGUCAACCCGAUAGUUACAAAUGAAGAUUCACGUGAAAUACCAUCUGAAAAUGAAAAGAACAACAUCGAAACACUGUCAAUCAUCCAAGAACAGAAACCACAGGCUGUUCUCGUCGAAACUGCCAAGGAUAAAUUAUCGCCUGAUGACGACAAAGCUCAAUCUUCAAGUGUCUUACGGUCUCGCAAAAAUAAAAAGAAAAAGACAGUUGCAACAACUAAUACGACCUUGAUUGAGAAGGCCUCAUCAGUUACUCUAACACCAACAGCAAAUCGUAGUUUUUUUCUCACCAUCCAAGAUUGUUUACUUGAUCGAAAAAGCAUUGCAUUCAAAUUUGUUUUUAUUCUUGCUUGUGUGUGCUUUUCGAUAUAUUAUUAUUGUUCUCUUGCCUGA
Messenger RNA from Adineta ricciae, 3366 nucleotides. NCBI's taxonomy places the organism in Eukaryota, Metazoa, Rotifera, Eurotatoria, Adinetida, Adinetidae. The record is from the annotation of a GenBank genome assembly.